Messenger RNA from Thyridium curvatum, 603 nucleotides. RefSeq lists its product as uncharacterized. The transcript is spliced from 3 exons. Bases 1 to 603 code for a protein of 200 amino acids. The record is from RefSeq and is a predicted model, not a curated record. Gene Ontology annotation, biological process: retrograde transport, endosome to Golgi; intracellular protein transport. Gene Ontology annotation, cellular component: retromer complex; endosome. Lineage: Eukaryota; Fungi; Ascomycota; Sordariomycetes; Thyridiales; Thyridiaceae.
AUGGCUUUCCUGAUAUUGGUCAUUGGGGACCUCCACAUUCCCGACCGAGCUCUGGACAUCCCUCCCAAGUUCAAGAAGCUCCUAGCCCCCGGAAAGAUAGGCCAGACCAUUUGCCUGGGUAACCUGACCGAUAAGCACACCUACGAGUACCUGCGCACCAUCGCCCCAGACCUGAAGAUCGUCCGCGGCCGGUCUGAUGUCGAUGCGACCUCCCUGCCUCUGAGCCAAGUCGUCACGCACAGCUCCCUGCGCGUCGGCUUCCUCGAGGGCUUCACCCUCGUCAGCAGCGAGCCCGACAUUCUGCUCGCCGAGGCGAACCGGCUCGACGUUGACGUUCUGUGCUGGUCCGGCGGAACCCACAAGUUCGAGUGCUUCGAGUAUAUGGACAAGUUCUUCGUCAAUCCCGGAAGCGCGACGGGCGCGUACUCUACGGGCUGGAGCAAGGAGGGAGAGGAGGUGGUGCCGAGCUUCUGCUUGAUGGACGUACAAGGGAUCUCCUUGACACUAUACGUAUAUCAGCUGAGGAAAGAUGCCAAUGGAGCAGAGAAUGUCGCGGUGGAGAAGGUCACGUAUACCAAGCCGGUAGAGCCGUCUGGCAGCUAG